AUGUUAGAUCCUCAAGCACCACCACCUUCAUGGGAUAGUCCUCCAAGACCAUCCACUUUGAAGACAAAGAAGAAACUUCUUCCUUACCUUGAAGCAGCCGACCUGGAGACGUCUAGCCAAGCCGCAUCACACCAAGAAGAACACCUUCUAGCCACACCAGAAGAGGAGAUUAACCCUGAGCUGAUCGAGUUCGUGAAGAGAGAUCAAUUCCAUGAUCUGUUUUCAGAGUAUGCGCUGGAGCACAUAGAUCACUUUGACAACUUUGUGAUUCCUAUGGAGUUUUUGACUUUGAGAAGAAGAUGA
Molecule: messenger RNA, 303 nt
Organism: Microthlaspi erraticum
Lineage: Eukaryota; Viridiplantae; Streptophyta; Magnoliopsida; Brassicales; Brassicaceae
Source: the annotation of a GenBank genome assembly